AUGGUCAACUCUUGUUGUGGCUCCGUCUGCUCUGACCAGGGCUGUGGCCAAGGCUGCUGUCAGGAGACCUGCUGCCGCCCCAGCUGCUGCAUUUCUAGCUGCUGCCGCCCCUCCUGCUGUGGCUCCAGCUGCUGUGGCUCCAGCUGCUGUCGUCCCUCCUGUUGCAUCUCUAGCUGCUGCCGCCCCUCCUGCUGUGGCUCCAGCUGCUGUGGCUCCAGCUGCUGCCGCCCUUCCUGUUGCAUCUCCAGCUGCUGCCGCCCUUCUUGCUGUGGUUCUAGCUGCUGUGGCUCCAACUGCUGCCGCCCCUCUUGCUGUGGUUCUAGCUGCUGUGGCUCCAGCUGUUGUCGUCCUUCCUGUUGCAUCUCCAGCUGCUGCCGCCCCUCUUGCUGUGGCUCCAGCUGCUGUGGCUCCAGCUGCUGCCGGCCCUGCUGCUGCCCCUGCUGCUGCCUCCGCCCAGUCUGUGGCCAGGUCUCCUGCCCCACCAAUUGCUAUCGCCCCACCUGUGUCAUCUCCACCUGCCCCCGCCCCAUGUGCUGUGCCGUCCCUGACUGCUGAGC
Molecule: messenger RNA, 557 nt
Organism: Myotis daubentonii (Daubenton's bat)
Lineage: Eukaryota; Metazoa; Chordata; Mammalia; Chiroptera; Vespertilionidae
Product: keratin-associated protein 4-11-like
Exons: 1
Coding region: 1-555 (184 amino acids)
Source: RefSeq, a predicted model, not a curated record